CACGACAACAACAACAACAACAACAAUAUCUUUGUCUUACUGUCUUCUUUUUUUUCGUUCCUUUUUCUCCUAGCCUUAUCUCUCUAACAAUUAGUAAGGAAAUUGUAAAACUUGAAUUUCGAAAUAAAAAUGAUGGGAGACAAUAAUGAAGGAAGAAGAACGCCGUUAUUGAACCUCGGGGUUCAAGUGUCGAUGAGAGUGUUAGCCUUUGGAGCUGCAAUGGCCUCCAUGUGGGUCAUGAUCACUAACCGUGAAGUCGCCUCUGUUUAUGGCAUCGCUUUUGAGGCUAAAUACAGCUACGCCUCUGCCUUUAAGUAUUUGGUGUACGCACAGAUAGCAAUCUGCGCCGCGACAUUUUUCUCACUAAUAUGGGCAUGUUUAGCAGUUCGUAGAAGAGGACUUAUUUUCGCACUCUUCUUCUUUGAUUUGCUUACGACGAUGACGGCGAUAUCGGCUUUCUCUGCGGCCUUGGCGGAAGGACAUAUCGGGAAGUACGGUAACAAACAGGCAGGUUGGCUUCCGAUAUGUGAUUAUGUGCACCGUUAUUGCAACCGUGUCACUAUCUCACUCGCUUUGUCCUUCGCCUCUUUCGUCCUCUUGUUCAUCCUUACGAUCUUAACUGCCUCCGCCUCUCGUCAUUACUGAUUGUUUUUUUACAUUUUAUGUUAUACAAUUACAAUUCCUUCUACUCCAAGAUUAUUCAGUCUUUGUUAU
Capsella rubella is the source of this 714-nucleotide messenger RNA. Its product is annotated as CASP-like protein 1F1. The transcript is spliced from 3 exons. The coding region runs from base 130 to 645 and encodes 171 amino acids. The record is from RefSeq and is a predicted model, not a curated record. Lineage: Eukaryota; Viridiplantae; Streptophyta; Magnoliopsida; Brassicales; Brassicaceae.